AACUUGACUUCGUAAGCUGCUCUAGGCAAAUCAUCUGCAGUUUUAUGCAUAAAUGCAACGCGAAAUGUACAAGCAAUUAGCGGCGUGUUUGCUUUAUUUAAUACUGGAAUUGCAAAGAAACGUCGGCAUUGUGGCGGCUGCUCAGGAUGAGGACGUCCCAGCGCAGCCUUUGACCAUAUACGUAGACGCGGGUGAGGAAGUAGAGACGCUUUUGAAAUCCAUGAAUUUAUACGCCAGCAAGCAGGAUGAUUUCGAGAAAAUGUUACUUCGGGUGCAAACACUCAUGGAGUCAAUGGAUGAACGUUUGGUGAAAUUAGAGAGUGAUUAUGAGAUCACUGCCGACAGUAAGCAAAAGGAACAGUCUUCCAUAACAGCUCUCGAGAGCCGUCUUACGGAUAUAGAAAAUACAUUGGAUUCCACUAAAGGCCGAGAGAUGAGAAGCAUUCAACUUCUAAUGGAAAAACUCAACGAAAUGGAGAAAAUGCUAAAGUUUUCACAAAGCGCGCGCAUAGUCGAAGGCAAGCAGUUUGAUGUGCAUUACGCACCGCCACGAAUAAAUAUGCCAACCACUUAUACGGAUUGUGCGGAUGUCAAAAUGAAACUCGGUGAUCGGUACAAGGACGGCGUGUAUGAAAUAAAUGUGGCGCACUUUCCACCCUGGGAAGUGCGUUGCGUGACCAAGUGUUUGGCGGGCUCUUGUUGUGCGUGGACUGUGAUCAUGCAUGGCAGUGCGGCGAGUGCAGAACGGGUCUUUCAAAGAGACUGGAAUGAAUACCAAAAUGGCUUUGGCAACGCCCAUGGUGAUCUCUUUAUUGGAUUGGAUCGUUUGCAUGCGCUGACAAAUCGUUCACCGCAACUCAUGCUGAUUACCGACUAUGUGUUUGGCAAGGAAUAUAUUUUCGAGGAUUUCCGCAUUGCGAAUGCGAUAUUCAGUUACGCCGUCACUAUUCCGAUGGACCUUGAGAAAAUUCCAGGAGGCUUAAAUGAUUUAAUCUUAAGCACAACUUGGAAGUUUUCCACCAAUAGCAAAUGUGCCAUGCUACACGGACGAAGUUGGUGGUACAAUGACCAAUGCGUUGGGGGCUUUCGAAGAGAUACUUUGUCGGAUAACAUAUGUAUGAUGAUUCGUCCUGAGCAGUGUAAUGGUAACUAGUGAAUGGAAUCUGUAAUGUUUUAUAAACAA
This is a messenger RNA of Ceratitis capitata (Mediterranean fruit fly), 1183 nucleotides long. RefSeq names its product angiopoietin-4. The transcript has 6 exons. The coding region runs from base 53 to 1153 and encodes 366 amino acids. Lineage: Eukaryota; Metazoa; Arthropoda; Insecta; Diptera; Tephritidae. The record is from RefSeq and is a predicted model, not a curated record.